Molecule: messenger RNA, 2374 nt
Organism: Chironomus riparius
Lineage: Eukaryota; Metazoa; Arthropoda; Insecta; Diptera; Chironomidae
Source: the annotation of a GenBank genome assembly
AUAACUAAGUGCCAAGUCAACCAAUUCCAUCAUUAUAAAGUGGUAGUCAGAAAAACAAGUUCAAUCGAGCUGCUAGUGUCUUAAAAUAAAAUGUAAAAGAACUACAAAUUUCAGUCAUUCUACAAUUACUUUCUUAGUUAUUAGUUCAUCUAACAAUGAGAAUCCAUUUAAGUUUAGUAAAUAGGAAGUGCCUAACGAUAUUUUUAGUGCUUUUAUUUUUAAAUUAUUCAGAUUGUCAAGAAGAUGAAGAUGGUCCGUACAGAGGGAAAUUAAUAGGAAAAUUUAAUUCUUAUCAUCAUCAAGUUGGUGGUGAUGUAUAUGCUGUUGAUGCUACAACUUUUCUAAUUGUCAAUUUUAAUUAUGAUGGAAAUGGAAUUGACACAUUCUUUUGGUCUGGUGCCUCAAAUCGACCUGGUCCACAAGGUUUUAUUGUGCCUAAUGAGUUUGGAAAAACAAACAUCCUAGAACGUUACUUUAACAAAGAAUUCACAAUAAAGCUCCCAGACAACAAAGGAAUCACUGAAGUCAAAUGGCUUGCAAUCUACGAUCUUGGAGCUCAAAACACCUUCGGUGAUGUCUACAUACCUGAAGAGUUUGAUCCACCAUCUCCACAGAGAGUUGGAAGCUUCAGUAAAAUCAGCCAUAACGUGACAAGUGGAAGUGCUGAAGUUCUUGACUCUAAAACCAUUAAAAUCCCAAACUUUUCGUAUGACGGUCUUGGGAAAAAAGUUUAUUUUUGGGCUGGUGUUGGUGCUCAGCCAUCAAAUAAGGGAUUUAAAAUUCCUGAUGAAUUAGGAUAUUUGGAUCCAAUUCGUGCCUAUAAUGAAGAGACAAUCAUGCUUGAACUUCCUGGUGAGAAGACAGUCUUUGAAAUCGAUUGGAUAAGCAUAUUCGAUGUGGAAACGAAUGAAAACUUUGGAUCAAUAUUGAUCACCGCUGGUUUAAAUGUUCCUCCAUCUUUAACUAAAAUUAUACCACAUACAUUGGCAUUGCCAAACUGCAAGCAACUCCACAGAGAUCUCCAAGUUCAAUGGGAAGUUUUUGGACCAGCCAUUACAAUGGUUCUUAGUGGAAAAGUCGAUGAAGAUGACUACAUGGCUUUUGGAAUCUCUGGAUCGGACUCAAAAUCUCAAAUGCUUGGUGCUGAUGUUGCUGUGACUUACAUUGAUGGUCAUCUUGGAAAAACUAUUGAUUAUCGUGUUGAUGCAAUGUCAUCAUGUGUUCAAGUUUUAGGAGCCAACAAAGGAUUUUGUAAGGACUCUGAAGUUGGUGGACAGGAUAAUUUUCAAAUGCAUACAGCAAUGCGUGAAGAUGGAAUUAAUAAAAUCACAUUCAGAAGAUCCCUUAUUUCAUCUGACUCACUAGACAAAGAAUUUGUACUUGACAGGCCAAUUUACGUCAUUUGGGCUAUGGGAAAACUCGAUACGAAUAAAGAACCGUCAUUCCAUGCAGUAUAUCCAAAAGGAGAUCUUAUGAUUGCUUUCAACACUUCAGAACCGGUCAAUGACUGCUAUAGUUUUACGGAAGUUGUGCAAAAACCAGAAAUUGAACUUUGGGAUAGAGUUCAUAUUUUUGACAAGACAUUGAGAGUUUUUAAUGCAACUAUAGGACCAUCUGGUGGAUAUAAAGGAUAUUUAGGAAUCACUAAGCAUGUAUCGAAUAGCUUAGCAUGGUACAUCAAUGGCGUUUUAUCUCCUGAACUAUACAUGCGCCGUGGCCUCACUUAUGCAUUCAAAGUACGAGGUGGAAACAAUCCACACUCGACUGAACACUAUCAUCCAUUAAUCAUAACUGAUGAACCGAUAGGUGGCUUUGAUCGAUUGAGUGAUUCAAAUCAAAAAGAAGUUCGAGUAUUGGCAGGUGUUGAGUUCACCAGAAGAGGUCGACCGAAACCAACAGUUGCUGGUCCAUUGUGCCUUUUGAAAUAUCCACCAAAUUAUGACAGGCGAUUAGAUGAUAAUUUCCUGACUUAUACUAAAUUCCGAAAGAAUCUCAUUGCGGAUUGUGAAGGCGAUGAAGCAGCAACGAUGCAAAUUACUCCAAAUUCUUCUUGGCCUGAUAUAGUUUAUUAUAAUAGCUUCACACAGCGUAAUAUGGGUUGGAAAAUUCAUAUCGUUGAUAAUUACAUAAGACCAGGACUAAGUCAUUCGACCCCUUUGUAUACAAGCACAUCAACAGUUUUAAUAAUUUUAUGCUUAAUACUCAACACGAUUAGAUCAAAUUAAUAGACACUCUUAUUUAUUCCUAUUGUUCUACCAUCCAUCAGUCUCCAAAAAAAUGCUCUCAUAUUUGUGAUUAUUGUGACAUUUUGUUAAAAUGCAUUGAAAUUUCCAUCAGAAAUUCACACAAGUCAAUAAAACUUAAACUAAAAGAA